UCUUUCCAGCUGGACUUGCAGCUGCAAGACGAGGCCGGUGGUGACAUUUCAAGUUUCAUAACGAACGGCGAAUGGGAUCUGCUAGGCGUGCCCGGUAAACGAAAUGAAAUCUACUAUAAUUGCUGCCCAGAACCUUAUAUUGACAUAACGUUCGCCAUUUUAAUACGACGGAAAACUUUGUACUAUUUUUUUAACCUAAUUGUGCCGUGCGUACUGAUAGCCUCAAUGGCACUGCUAGGCUUCACACUGCCCCCCGAUUCUGGUGAGAAGCUCUCGCUAGGUAAGUGUCGUAUGUCCGCACGCGUAGUGCUACCAGCACAAAAAUAAAAACAAAAAAAACAGUCGAAUUAAAUUAAAUGCAAAAUUA
Rhagoletis zephyria (snowberry fruit fly) is the source of this 367-nucleotide messenger RNA. Its product is annotated as CHRNA7-FAM7A fusion protein-like. Gene Ontology annotation, biological process: monoatomic ion transmembrane transport. NCBI's taxonomy places the organism in Eukaryota, Metazoa, Arthropoda, Insecta, Diptera, Tephritidae. The record is from RefSeq and is a predicted model, not a curated record. Gene Ontology annotation, molecular function: extracellular ligand-gated monoatomic ion channel activity; transmembrane signaling receptor activity. Gene Ontology annotation, cellular component: membrane.